Molecule: messenger RNA, 4305 nt
Organism: Candida tropicalis MYA-3404
Lineage: Eukaryota; Fungi; Ascomycota; Pichiomycetes; Serinales; Debaryomycetaceae
Gene: TSC2
Product: Tsc2p
Exons: 1
Coding region: 1-4305 (1434 amino acids)
Biological process (GO): positive regulation of GTPase activity; negative regulation of TOR signaling; regulation of small GTPase mediated signal transduction
Cellular component (GO): cytoplasm; nucleus; TSC1-TSC2 complex
Molecular function (GO): GTPase activator activity
Source: RefSeq, a predicted model, not a curated record
AUGUCUACUUAUCAUCCUAAUUUUGGAUCCUCUGGUAGUGGAGGUGGUGGACUAGGGAGUGUUUUCAAAUCAAUCACAAAGACCUUUAAAACUUCAUCAACUAGAAAUGUCCCAGUUACUAUUAAUCCAACUGUUGUUGGAGGAGGUCAGGAAUUACAACAUAUCAUUCAACAAUUAGAAACUACUACAUCCAACUCAACUAGACUUUCGGCAUUAAAUAAAUUGACUGAUUCUAUAUACAAAUAUCUGAUUUCUUCAGUUCCUGAAAUUUGGUAUCUUGUUCAUCAUUAUUGUGAAUAUAAUAAUUCUAAAUAUUCAAGAGAUGUUAGAAGAGCAGCAUUGAAAUUAUUAACUGCAUGUAUUAAAAAAGAUGCAAGUUCAGGAAUUGGAUCUAGAAUACGAUAUUUUAAUGAUAUUAAUACCUAUUGUAUGUUUCAAAAUAAUCGAACAGAUCCGGAUUAUGAUUUAUUUUUAGAAGCUUUAAUUGCAUUAACUAAUGAUGGGAGAGAUAUUCAUGAUUUUAUAAUUUAUGAAGAUCGAAAUAAUUUAAAUGUUUUCUUGGAAAAUUCCUUAGGUGAAUUGAUUGAAUCACUGAAUAAAUAUCAUUAUGAAUGGGAUGAAAAAGUUGAAGAUUUAAAAUUAAAAGAUAAAAAUUUUUCAAAUAUUCUAAGGAUAAUUGAAUUCACUACCAAUUGUAUCAAGUUUAAUUAUGCUACGUUUAAUGAAACCACUCUUGUUUGGAUAAUAAGACAUCUUAUACGAACAGAAUCUAAUAACAAGCAGAUUUUGUCAGCCAUUAUUGAUUGCUUUAAUUCCGUGUUGAUUUAUGGGCAUGCUCCUGUAGAUUGUAUUCCUGAUACGCUACGGUUCUUAUCAAUAAUUUACGGAUCAAGUAUUGAUACUGAGUUGAAUGAUUUGGUUUGGAGAUGUGCAAACAACAUGUAUGCUGAAGAUUCUGUUCAAAUUGUGAUUAUGUCUUUAUGUGACAACAUCGCCAACCCAGAAUUGAAUCCAUAUAAAGUUCAAUCAAGUGAAGGCAGAAAGAUGUUAUAUGCAUGUAUUGGAUCCAUUAGAUUGUUACGACAAUUCCAAGCAAGAGCAUCGUGUCAGAAGCAUAAUUUAUUUGAAUUGGCUCUAAUUGAUGUACUAAGAGCAUACAAAGUUGCAUUAUCAAGUGGGAUUUCCUUAAUUAAUAAUGAGAUUCUAGACUGUUUUGAUAAACUAUUUGCUAAAGAAGCUUAUCCUGAUAAUUUUGACAUUACAUUUAAUGGUUCUAUGGAUAAGGUUUUCCCAUUCCAUUUAUGGUAUUCAACUAAUUCCAUCUAUGAUUUGUUGAAUUUAUUGCAAGUCAAUAAUGAUCAAGAGAAAGGUCGUCUUCAAAGUAUUUGUUUAUCAUUGCAAUCAUUAUACGAAAGUCAAGAGUUACCGACACCAAAGGAUAAAUUAAUUGAUUUUUUUACGAAUUAUAUUGAAUAUUUACCCCUUGGAACAAUCAUAUUUGUUUUACAAUACUAUGAUGAUGAAAAAAUGUGUUCAUUGUUGAAUCCAUUUUGGAAGGAAAACUCAAUGAAACUUCUAAGUCAUUUUUAUUUCAACAAGGGAGUAGAAGUAACAGUAAGAGUUAGAUGUCUACAGGUGAUUCUCAAUGCUUACAGUACUUCACUUGCGGUUUUCAAUGAUGAAGAUAUAAAGUACGAAAUUGUGAUUGAAAUAUUAAAGCGAUCCCUUGAUGAAACAAAUGAUGAAGUCUUGCAUUACUUGGUGGAUAUAUUAUUUGGAGAAGUUUUAUUGAAAUGCCCUGGUCUGGUAUUUAAACAAUUGGUUUCUAUAAUAAUCCCACUAUUCCAAGAAGUUCCUGAUAAACCAUCUCAAAUACUGGCUAUGGAUGCACCUACAAUAGCAAGAAGUUUUAUUAGUUCAACAAACACCACGACGGUUGCACAUGAAGAACAAAAUACCAAAAUUCAAGAAAGUUUUGCUAAAUUAUUUUGUACAACAUUUAUCAAAUCUCAACCAAAGAGAGCACAAGAGUGCUAUGAGACAUUGAUUCAAAUUGCCAACUUGUCAAAGAAUAAUAGUAUGGUGCUUUUGAUUAUUGCUAAAUGUUUUGUUCGAGUUAGAACAACGACAGAGAACUACAUAUACUAUACAGAACCUAGUGAUAUGGGUGGUUUAGCUGCUGCUUUCAAGAGGGAUACUACUAGUAUCCAUCAAGGACAAUGGUCAUACCCAGAAACUGUGGACUAUUUACCGCAGAAGUAUUUUAAUAAUCCAAACAGAAGAUUGCUAUUGAAAGUUACUCGCGAUCAAGAGGAGGAGAACGAAUGUGACAAAUCGUAUAUUGACAUACAAAAUUGGCUUCAAUUAGCAUUAUACAUUAUGGAAAAUUUUAUUGAUUGGGAAGUUUAUUCAUAUGUAUGUGCACAUUUUGUUGGACAAUUAUCAAAUAUGCAAUUGUUUUAUCAUUGUGAUGAAGAAAUAAGUAGAUUAAGAUCGGUAUUAUGUGAUCAAUUAGCCUUAAAAUUCCCACCAUCUUUAAGAUUCCCAAAGGACAAUGAAAUCACUAGAGCUGAUUUACAAGUUGCAUUUGUAAGAAGUUUUUCAGCAUUUAUUGGAUAUCAUGAAAAAUUUACUAAAAAUGAUCAAGAUCAUAUUAUCAAUAGUUUAUUAAUUGGAGCUGGAUCUUGGGAAAAAACUGCCAUUCCGUGUAUUAAUAUGCUUACAGUUUGUUGUUAUGAAAGUCCUUUGUCAAUUAUGAAAUUUUUAAAUUCAAUCUUGACUAAAUUACAAACUAAAAUUACUAGUGUUAAUGCUGCUGCUCAUACGUUGGAAUUUUUAAUUUCUUUAGCUGAAGUUCCAAAACUUACUGUAAAUUUCACAAUUGAAGAUUUUAAACAAGGAUUUGGUAUUGCGUUCAAGUAUAUUCAGUAUGCUAAAGAUUUGGAGAAAAGAAUAAAUUCUACAUCUCAACAACAACAACAACCACUGUUGAUCCAAACUCAUGGUGUGGAUGCUGAAGUUGAACAAGCACCACUGACAAAGCAACAAGAAAUCACACCAGUUUUAGCACAAUAUAUCUUGUUAUUAUCUUAUGAUGUGGUAGCAAGUUGGUUUGUUACAUUAAAGUUGAACGACAGAAAAUUAUUACUGGGAUUUAUUAUCAAGAACUUGAAAUUAUGUAAUGAAGACACGGAAAAACUUGAUGACUUUACCAUUGGACUUCUUGAUUUGAUUACCAGAUUCACAUCUACAGAUUUGCCAUUAGAAAUGGGUUACAAUGCCAGGAGAAUAAGUACCAAUAGUACAAGUAUGGGUAAAUGGAUUGUUGAUAAUUCUGUGGUCUCAAUAGAAACAGAUUCUAUCAAAGGAGAUACUGAAUUAUUGAUUAGGAAACCAACUGGCGUUUGUAAAUUCAAUAUAACAUUGGAUCACCCAGGGAUAUUGAAGAAUUCAUCACCUAUGGUUAUGCCUACUUAUUUUCUACUGCAGUUGAUUGUUGAUGGGAACAGUCAAUGUGAACCACAACCAAUUCCUGAUGAUACCGAUACAAAUCGUGCUAUAUCAGUUCUUGAUCGUAUUCCAAGUGUGCAAUUUUAUAAAGUUGGGAUCAUAUAUAUUGGUAGACAUCAAAUCACUGAAAAUGAAGUUUUUAAUAAUAAAAUUGGAUCACCGGAUUAUCAAAAAUUCUUGCUGGAAAUUGGAGAUUUGCUUGUUUUGAAAGGUUGCAGAAAUGUAUAUACCGGAGGGUUAGAUACUGAGAAUAAUAUGGAUGGAGAGUUUACAAGAUAUUGGAGAGGUAAAUUCACGCAAAUGGUAUUUCAUGUGGUAACAAUGAUGAAUAACAGUAAUACCAUACAGCAGAAUGAGAAUUUAUCAGAUAUUGAAAUUCAAAGAUUAAUUGAUAUGAAAAAGAGACAUAUUGGGAAUAAUUACGUUAAUAUUUUCUUUGAUGAAUCAGGAAAUGAGUUUAAUUUUAAUUUAAUUAAAAGUCAAUUCAAUUUCCUUAGUAUUGUUAUAUCCCCACAUACAUUAUCUAAUGAUUUUACAAUAUCAGAUCUUCAUAAGAAAUCCAAUUCAAAUUCUAAAUUUUUCAAAGUUAAAACUUACAGAAGAGGUGGGAUUCCUCCAUUAUUUGGUACUUCACAUUACAAACUUAUAAGUGAGAAUGAAUUGGCUACAUUUAUAAGAACCACAGCAAUAUUAGCCAAUAUUUUUGCUAAUACAUGGCAUGGUGGUAGAUUAGUAUGGGAGCAAAGAGUUAAACAAUUAAAAUUAAUUGAAUCUUAUAGUAAGAAGAAUACAUAG